UAUAGACGCUGGGGGUGGGGGGGAGGUCAAGCGUAGCCUCUUCUCCUUUACCAAGAUGGCGGCUUGUCCCUGUUUCGCCACAGUUCCCAGCUUGUGAGCCCGAUCUCCUUACGCUGGUAAGACUGGAACAGCAAAAGCUGGCAGGCUGACAGAGGUGGCCUCAGGACGGACUUUCUGGCUACUGACCGUUUUGCUGUGCCUCACCAGGACUGUGUGUGGGCACCCCAUCAACCAUGAGCUCGGUUGCAGUUUUGACCCAAGAGAGCUUUGCUGAACACCGAAGUGGGCUGGUUCCGCAACAGAUCAAAGUUGCCACUUUAAAUUCAGAAGAAGAGAGUGACCCUCCAACCUACAAGGAUGCCUUCCCCCCACUCCCUGAGAAAGCAGCUUGCUUGGAAAGCGCCCAGGAACCUGCAGGCGCCUGGGGUAACAAGAUCCGGCCCAUCAAGGCUUCUGUCAUCACUCAGGUGUUCCAUGUACCCCUGGAGGAGAGAAAAUACAAGGACAUGAACCAGUUUGGAGAAGGUGAACAAGCAAAAAUCUGCCUUGAGAUCAUGCAGAGGACAGGAGCUCACCUGGAGCUGUCUCUUGCCAAAGACCAGGGCCUCUCCAUUAUGGUCUCUGGGAAGCUGGACGCCGUCAUGAAAGCCCGGAAGGAUAUUGUUGCUAGGCUGCAGACCCAGGCCUCAGCAACUGUUGCCAUUCCCAAAGAACAUCAUCGCUUUGUUAUUGGUAAAAAUGGAGAGAAACUACAAGACUUGGAGCUAAAAACGGCAACCAAAAUUCAAAUCCCACGCCCAGAUGAUGCAAGUAACCAGAUCAGAAUCACUGGCACCAAAGAGGGCAUCGAGAAAGCUCGCCACGAAGUCCUGCUCAUCUCUGCCGAGCAGGAUAAACGUGCUGUAGAGAGGCUAGAAGUGGAGAAGGCAUUCCAUCCCUUCAUCGCUGGGCCUUAUAAUCGACUCGUCAGUGAGAUCAUGCAAGAAACAGGGACGCGCAUCAACAUCCCCCCACCCAGCGUCAACCGGACAGAAAUUGUCUUCACUGGGGAGAAGGAGCAGCUGGCUCAGGCUGUGGCUCGGAUCAAGAAGAUUUAUGAAGAAAAGAAAAAGAAGACCACAACCAUCGCAGUGGAAGUGAAGAAAUCCCAGCACAAGUAUGUCAUUGGGCCCAAGGGCAAUUCCUUGCAGGAGAUUCUUGAAAGAACUGGAGUUUCUGUGGAGAUCCCACCAUCUGACAGUAUCUCUGAGACUGUGAUACUUCGAGGGGAGCCUGAAAAGCUAGGGCAGGCACUGACUGAGGUCUAUGCCAAGGCCAACAGUUUUACAGUCUCCUCCGUCUCUGCUCCUUCUUGGCUUCACCGUUUCAUCAUUGGCAAGAAGGGGCAGAACUUGGCCAAGAUCACUCAGCAGAUGCCAAAGGUUCACAUCGAGUUUACAGAAGGCGAGGACAAGAUCACCCUGGAAGGCCCCACGGAGGAUGUAAAUGUGGCCCAGGAACAGAUAGAAGCUAUGGUGAAAGACUUGAUUCACCGCAUGGACUAUGUGGAGAUCAGCAUUGACCACAAGUUUCACAGACACCUCAUCGGGAAGAGUGGAGCCAACAUCAACAGAAUCAAAGAUCAGUACAAGGUGUCUGUACGCAUCCCUCCCGACAGCGAGAAGAGCAACCUGAUCCGCAUCGAGGGGGACCCGCAGGGUGUGCAGCAGGCCAAGCGGGAGCUGCUGGAGCUUGCCUCCCGCAUGGAAAACGAGCGUACCAAGGAUCUAAUCAUUGAGCAGAGAUUUCAUCGCACAAUCAUUGGGCAGAAGGGUGAACGGAUUCGUGAAAUUCGGGACAAAUUCCCAGAGGUUAUCAUCAACUUCCCAGACCCAGCACAAAAAAGUGAUAUUGUCCAACUUAGAGGGCCCAAGAAUGAAGUGGAAAAGUGUACAAAAUACAUGCAGAAGAUGGUUGCUGAUUUGGUGGAAAAUAGUUAUUCGAUCUCUGUUCCGAUCUUCAAGCAGUUUCACAAGAACAUCAUUGGGAAAGGAGGCGCAAACAUUAAAAAGAUUCGUGAAGAAAGCAAUACCAAGAUCGACCUUCCAGCAGAAAAUAGCAACUCGGAGACCAUCAUCAUCACAGGCAAGCGGGCCAACUGCGAGGCUGCCCGGAGCCGCAUCCUGUCCAUCCAGAAAGACCUGGCCAACAUAGCCGAGGUGGAGGUCUCCAUCCCUGCCAAGCUGCACAACUCCCUCAUUGGCACGAAGGGUCGCCUGAUCCGCUCCAUCAUGGAGGAGUGCGGCGGGGUCCACAUUCACUUCCCUGUGGAAGGCUCGGGAAGCGACACAGUUGUCAUCAGGGGCCCUUCCUCGGAUGUGGAGAAGGCCAAGAAACAGCUUCUGCACCUGGCAGAGGAGAAGCAAACCAAGAGUUUCACUGUUGACAUCCGAGCCAAGCCGGAGUACCACAAGUUCCUCAUUGGCAAAGGGGGUGGCAAGAUCCGCAAGGUACGUGACACCACCGGAGCCCGCAUCAUAUUCCCAACGGCAGAGGACAAGGACCAGGACCUGAUCACCAUCAUCGGAAAAGAAGAUGCUGUCAAGGAGGCCCAAAAGGAGCUGGAGGCCUUGAUUCAGAACCUGGAUAAUGUGGUAGAAGACUACAUGCUGGUGGACCCCAAGCACCACCGUCAUUUUGUUAUUCGAAGAGGCCAAGUCUUGCGGGAAAUCGCCGAGGAGUACGGUGGGGUGAUGGUUAGCUUCCCACGGUCUGGCACACAGAGUGACAAAGUGACUCUCAAGGGUGCCAAGGAAUGUGUGGAGGCAGCCAGAAAGCGCAUCCAGGAGAUCAUCGAAGACCUGGAAGCCCAGGUGACCAUAGAGUGUGCCAUACCCCAGAAAUUCCAUCGCUCUGUCAUGGGCCCCAAAGGUUCCAGAAUCCAGCAGAUCACUCGGGACUAUAAUGUUCAAAUUAAAUUCCCAGACAAAGAGGAGAACCCAGUUCAUAGUGCAGAGCCAGCUGUCCAGGAGAAUGGUGACGAUGCUGGGGAGGGCAGAGAGGCUGACCCUGGCUCUCCAAGGAGGUGUGAUAUCAUCAUCAUCUCUGGCCGCAAGGAAAAGUGUGAAGCUGCCAAGGAAGCCCUUGAGGCUCUGGUUCCUGUCACCAUUGAAGUGGAAGUGCCCUUUGACCUUCACCGGUACAUCAUCGGACAGAAGGGAAGCGGGAUCCGCAAGAUGAUGGAUGAGUUUGAGGUGAAUAUUCACGUCCCGGCACCUGAGCUGCAGUCUGAUGUCAUCGCCAUCACAGGCCUCGCUGCAAAUCUGGACCGGGCCAAGGCUGGGCUCCUGGAGCGUGUGCGGGAGCUGCAGGCAGAGCAGGAGGACCGGGCUUUAAGGAGUUUUAAGCUAAGCGUCACUGUCGACCCUAAAUACCAUCCCAAAAUCAUUGGGAGAAAGGGGGCAGUGAUUACCCAAAUCCGCUUGGAGCAUGACGUGAACAUCCAAUUUCCUGAUAAGGAUGAUGGGAACCAGCCGCAGGACCAAAUCACCAUCACAGGGUAUGAAAAGAACACAGAAGCUGCCCGGGAUGCCAUACUGAAAAUUGUGGGUGAACUUGAACAGAUGGUUUCUGAGGACGUCCCAUUAGACCACCGUGUCCACGCCCGCAUCAUUGGUGCCCGUGGCAAAGCCAUUCGCAAAAUCAUGGAUGAAUUCAAGGUGGACAUUCGCUUCCCGCAGAGCGGGGCCCCGGACCCCAACUGCGUCACCGUGACGGGGCUCCCAGAGAACGUGGAGGAGGCCAUCGACCACAUCCUCAACUUGGAGGAAGAAUAUCUGGCCGACGUGGUGGACAGCGAGGUCCUGCAGGUGUACAUGAAGCCCCCAGCCCACGAGGAGUCCAAGGCACCUUCCAAGGGCUUUGUGGUUCGGGACGCUCCCUGGACUGCCAACAGCAGUGAGAAGGCUCCAGAUAUGAGCAGCUCUGAAGAAUUUCCCAGCUUUGGGGCUCAGGUGGCCCCCAAGACCCUCCCUUGGGGCCCCAAACGAUAAUGAUCAGAAAACAAACCUCUCCAGCCUGCUGACCCAAACCCCACCACGCAAUGGUUUGUUUCAAUCUGACUCAGCAGCUGGACCCUCCAUAAAUUGUUGACGCUUCCCCCUCCCCGAGGUCUCACAGUGAAGCCGGGCGCCUGGCGCUGUGUGCAGCUGGUCCUCAGGCCUGGCCAGCGCCCGGCACGUGCUCAGGAUCUGCCCUUGACACCGGCUGUGGGCCGGCUUUCCACGGUUCAAACACUAAUAGAGGCAAUUGGACAUUUCACGACAAGCUUCCCGGUCCACCGGCAUGUCAAUAAGGCCCUGGCCCCACUAAGAUUGCUGCACAGCUGGGGCUGAGCCCACUUCCUGUGUCGUGACCUCAGGAAAUAAAUUUCCUUGACUUUAGAAAAGCCAAA
This is a messenger RNA of Myotis davidii, 4432 nucleotides long. It is a transcript of the gene HDLBP, whose product is annotated as high density lipoprotein binding protein. Gene Ontology annotation, molecular function: mRNA binding. The record is from RefSeq and is a predicted model, not a curated record. Gene Ontology annotation, cellular component: cytoplasm; nucleus. The transcript is spliced from 28 exons. The coding region runs from base 234 to 4031 and encodes 1265 amino acids. Lineage: Eukaryota; Metazoa; Chordata; Mammalia; Chiroptera; Vespertilionidae.